This is a messenger RNA of Engraulis encrasicolus (European anchovy), 2538 nucleotides long. Its product is annotated as taste receptor type 1 member 3-like. The transcript is spliced from 12 exons. The record is from RefSeq and is a predicted model, not a curated record. The coding region runs from base 1 to 2538 and encodes 845 amino acids. Gene Ontology annotation, molecular function: G protein-coupled receptor activity. Lineage: Eukaryota; Metazoa; Chordata; Actinopteri; Clupeiformes; Engraulidae. Gene Ontology annotation, cellular component: plasma membrane. Gene Ontology annotation, biological process: sensory perception of sweet taste; G protein-coupled receptor signaling pathway; sensory perception of umami taste.
AUGGUGGCACAGGAGAGUGUGUUGCUGUUGUCUUGCUUGUUUUGUCUUGGCAGAGCUGACUGGCUGCAGAAUAUCAGCACUGACCUCUUCAGAUCUUCUGGAGACAUUCUAAUUGGAGGCCUCUUCCCCAUUAACGAGCUCACCAGCGACCUGAGUGAACGAGAGGAGCCUGAUGACAUUGAGUGUAACAGUAUCAACACCUACGGGCUAGGGCUGGCCCUGGUGAUGAAGUUUUCUGUAGACCACAUCAACGCAGAGCAAAGUGUCCUGCCUGGCAUAAAGCUGGGCUUUGAGACCUACGACACGUGCAGGCAGCCGGCCGUGAUCAUGAAGCCCACCCUCCUCUUCCUCAGCGAGGGCUCCACGGAGGAAGUGGCCGUCAAGUGCAACUACACCGACUAUGUCACGCGGGUGGUGGCCGUAAUCGGCCCGUACAUCUCAGAAAUGGUGGGCGUCGUGGGAAAGCUUCUCGGGUUCUUCCUGAUACCGCAGAUCAGCUACGGGGCCACCAGCGACAAGUUCAGCGACAAGGACCUGUACCCGUCCUUCAUGCGCACCGUGCCCACGGACAAGUGGCAGGUGGAGGCCAUCGUGGAGCUGCUCAAGCUGUUCGGGUGGAACUGGGUGGCGGUGGUGGCCAGCGAGGACGAGUACGGGCGGCAGGGCCAGCGGCAGUUCUCCAGCCUGGCGGGAAACGAGGGCAUCUGUGUGGCGUACGAGGGCCUGAUCCCCAUCUACAGCGACCCCCUGCCCACCAUCAAGAACAUCCUGCAGCACAUCAACACCACCAGCACCGGGGUCGUGGUGCUCUUCUCCCUCUCGCAGCCCGCGCUGACGUUUUUCAAAGAGGUGAUCAACCAGAAAAUGAAGCUUGUAUGGGUCGGCAGCACCGCCUGGGCUCUGCACAACGACAUCGCCUCGUUGCCCCAAAUCAACACCGUGGGCACCAUCCUGGCCUUCGCCGACAAGAGCCGUCCGCUGCCUCUACUGAGCCCCUACUUCCAGGCCCUCUUCUCCAAGAUCCAGCAGGAGAGGCAGGAGCAGCCGUCCUCGGAGCCCAGUUCCCUCACCCCCACCAUGGGCAACCCCUGCCCUCAGUGCUGGUACUUCUCCCCAGACAACAUCACGCUGGUGGACCAUACACUCUUGCAGAGGACGGCGUUUAGCGUGUACGCUGCCGUGUACAGCGUGGCCCAGGCACUGCACGACAUGCUGGGGUGUAACGCCACCUCAUGCCCACCGUUAGGCAAACAGAAGAUCUACCCAUGGCAGUUGCUAGAGGUGCUGAGGAAAGUGUCCUUGGACAUCAACGGCACGCACCUUAAGUUUGACAAGGAUGGGAACCCCAACAUUGGCUAUGAUGUGAUGGUGUGGAUCUGGCGGGGGCAGAAAGUGGAGUUCAGGGAAAUCGGCAGCUUCCUUGGGAACCUCUCUAUCGACAAGACACGCAUCGAGUGGCACACAGAAUCCAAUGAGGUGCCUACGUCCAGCUGCUCUGCAGACUGUAGGCCCGGACAGGUCCGCCGGGUCAAAGGCUUCCACUCCUGUUGCUUUGACUGCAUCACGUGCCUAGAGGGAACUUUCCAGAAUAAUUCAGAUGACAUCCAGUGCACCACCUGCCCCGAGGGCCAGUGGUCCAUCCAGCGCAGUAACCACUGUUUGGACCCCACAUACACCUACCUGGCCUGGGACAGCCCUGAGAGCCUUGGCCUGGUGCUGGCAGGGGUGGUGGUGCUCAUCUGUGAGAUCGUUGUCACCGUGCUCUUCCUGCGCCACUGGGACACUGCGUUGGUGAAGGCGAGCGGAGGGCCCCUGUGUGUCUUGUCCCUGCUGUGCCUGGUGGUGUGUUGUGCCAGCCUGGUGCUCUUCCUGGGCCCUCCGGGGGACAUCAUGUGCCGCCUGCAGCUGCCAUUCAACGCCUUCUUCCCCACUGUGGCCCUGUCCGCUAUUUUAGCCAUCUCUCUACAGAUUGUUUGUGUCACUGAGUUCCCAGAGAAGACGUGCCCUCACCUGCAGACCUUGCGAGGCCCGGGCAGCUGCCUGGUGGUGCUGGCCUGCUGUGGAGUUCAGGCUGGACUGUGCGGCUGGUUCGUCCAGGUGGCCCCUUCCCUGACCACCUCUCGCGCCAACCUGAAGGUGACCUUUGUGGAGCGGUUUCUCGGAUGCCCGGUGGAACCGAUGCUGAGCUUUGGCAUUGUGCUGGGCUUCAACGGCGCACUAGCUCUGGUCUCCUUCAUGUGCACCUUCAUGGCCCUGAAGCCAGCCGGGCAGUACAACAUGGCACGUGACAUCACCAUUUCCACCCUGGCUUACUGCGUGGUGUGGGUGAUCUUCGUGCCCAUCUACACGGGUUUGGACGACAGGGAAAAGUCCAUCGCUCACGUGGCCGUCACCCUGAUCAGUCACAUGGGGCUGGUGGCAGCCUACUUCUUCCCCAAGUGCCACCUACUGCUGAAGACACCUGAGCUCAACACACCAGAGCACUUCCGCGCCUACCUGGAGGGCAAAACAGCACCAGAGGAGGAGCAGGCUCACUAA